Messenger RNA from Hibiscus syriacus, 807 nucleotides. RefSeq lists its product as uncharacterized. Lineage: Eukaryota; Viridiplantae; Streptophyta; Magnoliopsida; Malvales; Malvaceae. Bases 1 to 807 code for a protein of 268 amino acids. The transcript has 3 exons. The record is from RefSeq and is a predicted model, not a curated record.
AUGCGAAAGUGGGUUCCUGGGAUGAUUCCAUAUAUGAUAUCUCUUGCUUCAAUUUCGAUUUGGGUGAAGCUUUGGAAUGUUCCAUUGGAGUUGUACUCGCAAGAUGGUCUCAGGUAUAUUGUUAGUGCUCUUGGUAGACCUCUCUAUACUGAUCAUGCUAGUGCUUUAAAGCAUCAAUUUGAAUUUGCAAAAAUAUGUAUUAAUAUUGAUGCUAAGGUUACUCUUCCUAGUUUUGUCAUGGUUGAGCUUGAUGAGAGUAAUAGGGUUGUUGGUGUUGUUGAAUUGGUGUGGGCUCCUUCAAGGUAUGGCCAUUGUAAUAUUUUUGGUCACUUGGAGAAUGACUGUUCAAAGAGGAAGAUUAGUACUAUGGUGGCAACUUGUCAUGUUGUGGAUCCUAUGACUACUCUUGGUGAGGAUGACUCAAGUUGUAAUGUUGAUAAUAUGGAUGUUGCUGCUAAAGGUAAACAAGUUGCAGAGAGUGUGGAAGGGGUGACUACUUGUCCUGUUGUGGAUCUUAUGGAAACUCUUGGUGAGAAUGAAGGUGUGGGUUGUGUUGUUAGUGGUAGUGGUGGCGUCUUGGAUGGGGAUGGUGGGCUAGUGCACAGUCCAAAUCAGUUUUCUUUGUUGUCUGAUGCUCUAGGGGUUGUUGUUUCUCAUAGGAAAACUAGAGCUGCAGCGGAUGGAGGUUGUAAUGACCCUGUUAAGUUGAGGAGAGUUUUGGGGUUGGUUAGGAAGUUGAAGGUUGAAAUUUUGUAUUUACUGGGAACAAGAAUAAGGGAGGUCAAUGUUGGUGCUAUUGUUCAAUGA